Colletotrichum acutatum is the source of this 1062-nucleotide messenger RNA. Its product is annotated as BIG4 precursor. The coding region runs from base 1 to 1062 and encodes 353 amino acids. The transcript has a single exon. The record is from RefSeq and is a predicted model, not a curated record. NCBI's taxonomy places the organism in Eukaryota, Fungi, Ascomycota, Sordariomycetes, Glomerellales, Glomerellaceae.
AUGGCCGCUAUUGGAGCAGUUGCAACCCUCGGCACCGCUAUUGGCAAUGUCGCCACCUUUUUGGGACUCGUCUCAUCGGGCAUUGGUAUCAUGUCUGCCAUCAACACGAAGCCGAAGGAGGUUGACUUCUACACAAUCCGCAUGGAAAUCGGAGACAACCAAGAUGCCGCGGGCAACCCUCCUUCCAUCAUCCUGUCCGACUUCUCCAACACCCAGAUCUUUGGUGUUUUCGAAGGAAACAGUGACAAGCCCGAGGACCAAUGCCGUAACAAUGGUGACUUGGAACUGUUCAAGGGCCUGAAGAACGCCGAGGCGCCUAUUCAGAGCUUCAAGACCAACAAUGGUUUCAACCUCAAGUCUCUCGACAUCCAGCCUGGUGGCAAUGCCAUUUGUGUCUCCAACAUCAUUCUCAAAGGCAGCGACACCCAGGCAAGACGCGAUGAGGUCUUCAUCCCCGUUGGUGACUUGGGCUUCCAGUGCGGCCGCGAGUGGAACUGGGGCGCCGUCCUCAAUGGAGUUCGCCAACGCUGCAUCUGGCUUGACGGCCAACCCGACGGUACCAACAAGCCCAUCCAGUCCCUUCACCUCGACAUGGAGAACCUUGCUGGCAUCUUCAAUAAGGGAAAGAACGACACACUGGCCAAGACCACCUUCGAACAGGCUUGCAAGUACGUCACCGAUAACGUGGGCCAGGUCGCAAACCGCAACAGCUGCAAGGAGUCAUUUAGCAAGCGCUCUCUUUCCGGCAAGAACCAGACCAUCGAUACUGUUCCCUUCCUUGAAGAGCUUUCUGGAUUUUUCAACGGCAAGGACGAGUCGCUGACCAAGUUCGCUGGUGCUCCUUUCAUCACCUCCGACAACAAGAUCUGGGACUCUACCAAGAAGGCCUUCGCUGACGUUUCUCCCAAGAGCGUUCCCGCUAAGCGCUCCCGUCACUUUGCCCGCAUGGAGAAGAAGAGGGGCUUGUCUUCUACCCUGAAGGGCGAGCGCUGCGAGUAUGCUGCCAAUGGAGCAGCCCCGGUGUGCAAGGUCGUCAAGGAAUUCGCCGUUGGCUCUGCCUGA